Messenger RNA from Etheostoma cragini (Arkansas darter), 488 nucleotides. Its product is annotated as interstitial collagenase-like. The coding region runs from base 51 to 488 and encodes 145 amino acids. The transcript is spliced from 4 exons. Gene Ontology annotation, molecular function: metalloendopeptidase activity. Lineage: Eukaryota; Metazoa; Chordata; Actinopteri; Perciformes; Percidae. The record is from RefSeq and is a predicted model, not a curated record. Gene Ontology annotation, biological process: extracellular matrix organization; collagen catabolic process.
UAUAUAACAGCUGCUUGCAGUUCAGAAACACAUGCUGUAUUCAACCAAACAUGAAUACUUUCAGUCUGUGUAUUCUAGUGAGCCUGGCUGUUGCAGUUUACUGCGUGCCAAUAUUGCAUGUUACUGGGCAAGAUGAGAAUUUUGCAGAGAGCUACCUGAAGAAAUUCUUUAACCUAACAGAGGAGAAAGGUCCAACUAGCAGACGUGGGAUCAGCCAGGUGAGCAGGAAGCUGAGUGAGAUGCAGAAGUUCUUCGGCCUCCAGAUCACCGGGACGCUGGAUACCGACACCAUGGCGGUGAUGAAGAAGCCCCGCUGUGGCGUCCCAGACACCAACAUUGCAAGGUUCUCCACGUUUGGAAGUAACCUCAAGUGGGAGAAAAACAGCCUUACCUACAGGAUAGAGAACUACACACCUGACAUGUCUGUGGCAGAGAUAGAUGACUCCAUAGAGAAAGCUCUGCAGCUUCGUCAUCAUUUUGGCUGUUAA